CACCUCGCUUGAUGCCACCCAGCCCCUACACACUCCCACUGGGAUUUCACUGCCAGCCAUGGCCCACCAGGACCACCGCCUCCUCGUCCUGCUCCUCGCCGUGGCUCUCACCGGCGCCGGCGCGGCCACGCCGCGGCAGCUGUUCCUCGUCACCCAGGCGCCCGUGACGCUCACCAACCACCACGGCCAGCUGCUCACCGGCAACCACUCCGUCAACCUGCUCUGGUACGGCCGCUUCACCCCGGCGCAGCGCGCCACGGUGGCCGACUUCGUCGCCUCCCUCUCCUCCCCUGCGCCAGCCCAUUCGCCGUCCGUCGCGUCGUGGUGGGCCACCACCGCGCGGUACCACCCGGGCGCGGCGCGGCUCGCGCUCGGCCGCCAGGUGCUCGACCCGUCGCUCUCCCUCGGCCGGCGGCUGUCGGAGGCCGACCUCGCGUCCCUCGCGGCUCGCCUCUCCCCGCACCGCGGCUCCGUCGCCGUGGUCAUCACGGCGUCCGACGUCCUCGUCGACGGCUUCUGCCUCUCCCGCUGCGGCCUCCACGCCACGGCAUCCGCCGCGGCGCCCGUGAAGAGGAGCACCCGCGCAGCGGCCACAGCCACCCGCGGGCGUGGGCGGUUCGCGUACGUGUGGGUGGGCGACUCGUCGGAGCAGUGCGCGGGGGAGUGCGCGUGGCCGUUCCACCAGCCGACGUACGGCCCGCAGGCGCCGCCGCUGGUGGCACCGAACGCGGACGUGGGGAUGGACGGGGUGGUCAUCAACCUCGCCACGCUGCUCGCCGGGGCCGUCACCAACCCGUACGGCGGCGGGUACUUCCAGGGCCCCGCCGAGGCGCCGCUGGAGGCCGUGACGGCGUGCACCGGGGUGUUCGGCGCCGGCGCCUACCCGGGGUACCCCGGGCAGCUGUCCGUGGACGCCGCGACCGGGGCCAGCUUCAACGCCGUCGGGGUCGCCGGCCGCCGGUUCCUGCUCCCGGCCAUGUGGGACCCCAAGACCUCGCAGUGCUCUACGCUCGUGUAGAACACAUCAAGAUCGAGACUAGGUGCGAUGGAAGUAAUAAUCGAUGCGUUGCAGUAGGACGAAAUGGCUGGGGCUUGGUGUAAGGAAAGAUCGGGAGGUGUGACGAUGUUCGUCUGUAUGUUCGCGUUGAUGUGUGUUUUAAAUUGUUCUUGUGAA
Molecule: messenger RNA, 1174 nt
Organism: Lolium perenne
Lineage: Eukaryota; Viridiplantae; Streptophyta; Magnoliopsida; Poales; Poaceae
Product: protein EXORDIUM-like 2
Source: RefSeq, a predicted model, not a curated record